Prorocentrum cordatum is the source of this 1827-nucleotide messenger RNA. NCBI's taxonomy places the organism in Eukaryota, Dinophyceae, Prorocentrales, Prorocentraceae. The record is from the annotation of a GenBank genome assembly.
AUGGGGUUGCCAUCAUGCACGAAUAUCUACGUUGAAGGCGAUUUCCAGGACGUCAUCUUCUGCGAGUUUGGCAACGCAGAGGACCGGGACACAGCUGUCGCGCAGGUCCGCAGCGCCAGCCUGAAGACGAACGGGUACACAAACCCGUGCGCGGUUGAGGUGGGCGGAGAGCGCGCCCUUGCAGUGACCAUCGACGGAAAUACGAUUAGGAGGGAGUUGGGCGAAGACUGGGGUACGUGGGCAGAGAUGCACGACCACCCAGAGUUCAAGAAGUUGUUGGAUUCAUGUGAUGGAAUAGUGCAGCGCGCCACUAAAUGGAUGAAGCGAGGCAGGCUGCCGAGGCAGACCCCGAGCCACGAGCCUCAAGCACGCCCCGGUGACGCGCCGCGGGCGCGGGCCGGCGGAUACUACCUGACCGACCCCUCCGAGGAGUGGGCGCCCUCGGAGGGCGGGGCCCUGGAGCUCUACGCGCCCCAGCCGGGCGCGCCCCCGGGGACGCCCGCCACGGCCCCGGCCAAGGAGAUCCUCCCGCUCGCCGACGCGCUCGUGCUCUUCGUGGUGGAGCCGGGCGUGUCGUUCCACUCAGUCCGGGAGGUGCGCGGCAAGCGCGCGCGCGUGUCCAUCCAGGGCUGGCUGCACGCGCCGGCGCUGGACCUCACCCGCGGCUUCGCGAACCGCGGCCUGGCCACCCUGGCGCAGCUGGUGCAGGGCAGGACCGCCAGGGCGGCGGAGCCGCAGCCGCCGCGGGCGGAGCCUGCAAUGGCCGCGCCCGCGCCCGCGGGCCCGCCGGUUGCGCCGGAGGCGGAGGAGUGGGGCCUCACGGCGGAGGACACGGCCGCGCUCUCUGAGUGGGUCGCCCCGGAGUACCUGAGCGCCGCGCACUUGGAAGCCAUCGCCGAGCGCUUCGCGGAGGCGUCCUACGCCGUGCUGUCGGGCUUCCUGCGGCCAGACGUGUUCGAGCGCCUCUCCGCCCUGCACGCCGCGGUGGACGCGGCGGACGGCUUCGGCGCCGGGCGGCCCGAGCCGGCGGCGCCCCCGUACGGCGCGGGGGCCGCGGGCGGCUGGCGCGCCGUGGGCCCGCCGCACCUGCGCCGCCACCUGCGCUACGACGGGGGCGCCGCCACGCCCGAGCAGGGCGGCGGCGGCGGCGACGGGCCGCACCGGCAGCUGGGCGCCGCGAUGCAGCGCGUGGCGAGCGGGCUGCUGGGCUCCACGGCCUUCCGGCGCUGGCUGCACGCCUGCACGCGCCUGGAGCCCAGGCCGUGCGGCGCAGCCGAGGUGCGCCGCUUCCGCCCUGGCCUCGACUACACCGUCGCCGUGUGCCCGCCGGCGGAGGCAGGCGGCGCUGAGCUGGACGCGACCCUGGUCUUCGUGGAGGGCGGGGCAUCUCAGGGGCAGCGUCGGUCAGAGGAGGGCGAGGAGGACCUCGGAGGCUUCGAGUCCUACCUGGCGGCCGACGACGAGGAGGAGACCGCGCAGGCGCAAGAGGUGUACCGCGGCUCCGACGAGGGGCCGCUGGUGAACCUGCCCGCUGCGGCCAACUCGCUGUGCCUGGUGAUGCGCGACCCUGGCACGCUCCGCUUCGUGAAGUUCCUGAGCCGCGACGCGCCGUCCUCGCGCGCGGACGUCGCGGGGUGCUUCUCCGUGGACAUGCCCGAGGAGUCCGACCCGGAGCCGGCCGCCGCCGUGGAGAGGCCCGCUGGCCCGCCGUAGGGCGGCCGCUGCCGCGGGCGCUGGGGGCUCGGCGGCGGCCCCCGGGAGUCGGGGCUCAGAGGCGACGACAGGGGCGAAUCGCUCAGGGGAGAGCAAGACGUGUAUCCAGGGGCG